AUGUGGGGCCUGAUCGGCGACAGCUCUCUCUAUUGCAAGGAGGGCACAAAAAGGCGCUCCAUUAAGGACGGGCUGUGGAGGAGGCUUCCCUUUGUGAGGGAGCUGAAGGUGACGCCCCUGGCCGGCAAAGGCCUGCCGCAGAUCCUGACGGCCCUGAAGGAUGGGCCUCGCUACGCGGUCCUGGGUGUCAGCUACUUCGGCAAUGACCUUGGGCAAGGCAUCUCCAGAUCUUUGGAGAACGCCCUGGAGGAACUGAUGGAAGUGGCCAGCCGGAAGGCUGACAAAGCGGUCUUCUUCAUUGGCGGAUCUGCAAGGAAGUACAAAGAUGCUGGCAUGCAGCUCGACAACCGCUAUGACGAGAGCUUGGCCAUGAUCAGGCGCCGUCUGCGCCACGCGGGCUUCUCUGCCACGUCUGGGCGAAGUGAAGUGGAGCGCUGGCCACUGUGCCAAGACUGCCUCCACUGGGACGUGAGCGCCAGGGAGGACGUGUGCAGCUUCUGGGCGCAACUCCUCACCUCUGCUGCCACUGCGGUGCCGGCCCCACCACAUCCGCCGUCCCGAAGCACGGGCGACAUGCAUCUGGAGCUUGGGGACGAAGUGGAGAUCCAAGGUCUCGUGUCGGCAUCGCAGCACAACGGCAAGCGUGGUGUCAUCGUACAGCGCGUGCUCCCUAAAACUGCUGGAGGUGAGGUUCCUUACCGUUGGCGCGUCAAGUGUUUGGAAGGUGGCAGCGAGCCGCUGUUGCUGGACCUGAAGGAGGGGAACCUGCGCCAGGAUUCAGAUGAGCUGCUGUCCACUUCGGCAGAGCUCAACGAGGACAUCGACAGCUCUGCAAGGCCUGACUCCCCAAGCUCCCGGACACACCGAGGAAACCAUGGGAGCCGGAGCCGUCUCCGCACGAGAAGCGACGUGCAGGAGGUGAUCCGGUUCAUGGAGGGGGAGGAGGAGGACAUGGGCUCUCCGUCCGCCAAGACGGAGACCGAGGCUCCAGCAGCAAGCACGACCUGCUGGGACAAUCUCGACCCGCGGUUGCUCCCUGUGGUCCUCACCGUGUCCCUGGUCUCCAGCGCCAUAUGCUGGUUCUUCCUGCAAUGUCCGUUGCUCAGUGAGAAUGGCAUGGGCCCUCUCAACAUUCUGCGUGUUGGAGCGGCCGUGCCAUUUGUGCUGGCGUUCGGUCUCAUGGCGUUCGCCAGCCAAGUGGACCCAGGCAUGGUUCCGGAAGGGCACCCGGAGCGAGCCAUCGAGCGGUCUUACAAAUCGUCACAGUUUCCGCGGCUCAUACGCCGAUACGACCAUUUUUGCAGAUGGUUACUCAAUGGCAUUGGUUUAUACAAUCACCGGGAGUUCUUCAUGCUGCUAAUGGUCUUCACUGUGAUGGUGACGGGAAGCUCGAUAGUGGACGUCUACCUCCUCGCCGCUUUCUUUCGCCCCGAGCACUGGGUCGUGGAGUGCUUGCUGGCUGCCCAUCUGGCCUACGUUGCAGUAUUUGCGUAUGGUUUACUCCCGAUUGUCCGCCUGCAUGUGGCCUUCGUUUCGAGGAAUGAGCUAGCAAACGAAUGGAAAGAUGACCUGAAUUACGUCGUGGACGAUUUGGAGACGGGCACCUCGAAGUGGGUCGGGGAGCUGGACAUCGAAGAAUUCAACGACAAGUUCGACACAUUCCGCUAUGAACCCACGCGAAAUCGCUGGGACAAGGGCUGGCACAUGAACUGCUACUUGUUCUGGUGUGUCCCAAGAUGGGACAAGCAUCAGACCGGAGAGUUUUAA
This is a messenger RNA of Symbiodinium natans, 1767 nucleotides long. The record is from the annotation of a GenBank genome assembly. NCBI's taxonomy places the organism in Eukaryota, Dinophyceae, Suessiales, Symbiodiniaceae.